This is a messenger RNA of Nasonia vitripennis (jewel wasp), 4316 nucleotides long. RefSeq lists its product as uncharacterized. The coding region runs from base 356 to 3697 and encodes 1113 amino acids. Gene Ontology annotation, cellular component: lysosome. Gene Ontology annotation, biological process: sphingolipid metabolic process. The transcript is spliced from 16 exons. The record is from RefSeq and is a predicted model, not a curated record. NCBI's taxonomy places the organism in Eukaryota, Metazoa, Arthropoda, Insecta, Hymenoptera, Pteromalidae.
UUCGCGGCGCUCACGGCUCUAGCAGACGAGCAGAGCGGUAAUAGGCACUAGCACUCGUCUACACACACGCAUACACAAAACCUAUACAUCGAGAAUCGCCUGUGGGCUGUGUCUGUGUCUGCCACCAGUCAGCAGCUUAACUUUGCUGGCGACGCAUAAAAAGAAAGAAGAAUAUCAUCAAACGCAGUCACGUUUACGUCGUCGGUGUGUUCGCACGACUUCGCACUUGGGCCCGCAGAAAUAUUGUGCAAUUUGUCUUGAGGAUUUAACUCUAGUGGCUAAUUAAUCGAGAAAUAAGUAUACAAAGACAGGAAUAAUAUUCGAAGGGAACGAGCGAAAGUUCGCUCUGGUCAACAUGAAGGAGACGGUAAUCGCGCUAUACGCGAUCCUGGCUGUUGCAACAGCCAGGGUGGUGAUUAAUAUCGAAGGUCAAGAUACUCCUCAUUUGUUGGGAGCAAAAGCCUGUACAUGGGGACCAUCAUACUGGUGUCAAAAUUUAACAACUGCAGCGGGAUGCAAUGCAACAAAGCAUUGCAUUCCCAAAGUAUGGGAAAAAAUGCAGGUACCUGAAGAUCAUGACAGUGUUUGUCAAGUGUGCAAGGAUAUGGUUCAGCAGGCACGUGAUCAGCUAGAAAGCAACCAGACUCAAGAAGAUUUGAAAGCUGUUUUUGAAGGAAGCUGUGCCUUAAUUUACAUUAAACCAAUCGUCAAAGAAUGUGAUAAGUUGGUUGAUCAGUUCAUUCCUGAACUAGUAGAAACACUGGCAUCGCAGAUGAAUCCAUCAGUAGUUUGUUCAGUGGCUGGACUUUGUAACUCUGCUCACAUUGAUAAGCUCUUGGAGGAGUAUACAGAACAGUCUCAGAAUAAGAAAUUACAAUCUCCGAUUUCUUUAAACAACGAUGAGUACACUCCUGAUGAAUGUACAAAGUGCUAUACUAUUGCACAUCACAUGGAGCAGAAAUUUGGACAAAAAUCGCGCGAUAGUGUUUUGGAGCAACUUCUCAAUGUUUGUGGCCAGUUCAGCUCUUUCUCUGAUGCUUGCUCAUCCAUUGUCCUGACUAAUUUCGAGACAAUUUAUUUCCAUCUGAAAAAUAACUUGAAUGCUCCCAAUGUCUGUCAUCUGUCAGGUCAGUGCAGUGCCAAGUUCCAUACCCAUGAAGAUGAGUCAACUAAGACUCCAGAAGUUGAGAUACGUCCUCUAUCCAGUGUUGGUAUGGUUGAAAUUGGUGAUGAUUUGCCAUGCAAGCUUUGUGAACAGUUGGUUGCUCAUUUAAGGGAUUUGCUUGUUGCUAAUACAACAGAAACUGAAUUCCAAACAGUUCUUGAAGGACUUUGCAAACAAACAAAAUCAUUUGCUCCAGAGUGCAAAGCUAUUGUGGAUGAAUAUUAUCCACAGAUUUAUGCUUAUCUAACCAAAGGCUUGAACGGAAAUGCCAUUUGUCAGAUGGGUGGACUUUGCCCAGCUCCUGGAAAGAAGGUGGAACCGAUUUGGCCUCUGGUACCUGAAUCUCAUGCUAGAAUUGCUGUAAGAAUUAUGAACGAAAAGAAUUCCGAGCCUAAAUCAUUAGACGCUAGUGAAAUGCAACUACCCAUUGAAUUGACUAUGCCACUGAUGGGUCUUACAAUAGUUGAUGACAAAUAUUGCUCUAGUUGUGAAUUUGUUAUGAAUUAUGUAAAGCAAAAUGUUAGAGAUCUGAAAGACCAGGACGAGGUCAAAAUUGUGCUCGAUGAAGUUAAAAGUAGUCUCCCUGCAAUUAAAGGAGAGCCAGUUGAUGAAAACUUCUUAACCAAGUACGAAAUGGCGUUAGCCGAACUAAUUCGUCAAGGAAGAGAUCUUUCAGAGAUUUGUUCAUUGGUUGCUGCAUGUCCAACCAAUCAGCAAAUAGAAGCCUGGGAAAGAAUUCCUUCCGAGUUUGUAAAGAAAUCAUCAAUUGAAGACAAGCCCAACUGUCCUCUUUGCUUGUUUGCAGUCUCGAAGUUGUAUGAUCUUGUUAAAGAUGAUAAAACUGAGGCUAGUAUUGAAGCUGCACUGGACAAACUAUGCAAUGAGCUGCCGAAAAGUUUGAAUGGACAGUGCGUUGAUUUAGUGAAAAUUUACAGCAAAGAGCUUAUCCAAUUGUUACUCAAUGACAUGUCUCCUCAAGAAGUUUGUGCUUACAUAAAGCUAUGUGAUCCUCCACAAGACAGUAAGCCUCAGGCAUCUUUUGGGGAGAAAAUUAUUGCAGUACCAAAAAACGACGUUGAAGGAAAAGAAGCUUGUGCAUUGUGCGAAUAUGUACUGCACUACCUUCAACAAGCUAUUACCAAUCCUAAAGCAGAGGAUGAAGUAAAACAAGUAAUUAACAAAGUUUGCACUAAAUUACCAAAGUCUAUUCGAAAUGAUUGCAGUCAAUUCAUUGAUACUUAUGGCGACGCACUAGUAUCAAUUCUUGCUCAACAAAUCGAUCCAUCUGAGGUAUGCCCAAUGAUUCAUAUUUGUCCAUCAGCCCAAUUGCUUGAAUCUUGGAAAGAAGCAGACCACAAAGAGGAAAUGCUUGAAGUUAAGCUUGAGGAGAAACCAAACUGUCCUCUUUGUCUGUUUGGUGUAACGCAGUUAUAUAAUGCUAUUAAAGACAAUAAAACCGAGGCGUCUAUUGAAGCUGCGUUGGAAAAAUUAUGCAUUCAUCUUCCUCAAAGUUUGACAGACCAAUGUGAAACUUUAGUAAAGAAUUAUAGCAAACAGAUCAUUGAAAUGAUCCUCGCUGACUUAACGCCUCAAGAAGUUUGCGUUUAUCUGCAGCUAUGUGACCCAAACAAGAACGUCGAGCCUACGAUUAGUUUCUUUCCAUUAGACGCAGACGGCGAAAUAAUGACAAAUGAAAUUCCAGACUAUCCGCAAUACGUAGUAAACAACGAGAAAAGUACAAAAGUAGAGGAAGACGCUGAGUGUGUAAUCUGUGAAUUCGUCAUGCAGUACGUCGAAAAAGCCAUGAGCUCUCGAAAAACAAAGGAUGAGAUCGAACACAUGAUUCAUGGCGUCUGUAAUCAUCUUCCAAAGCACAUGUCUGAAAAGUGCAAUAACUUCGUCAAUGAAUACGCUGAAAUCGUUAUCGAGCUUCUGGCGCAAGAAGUUAGUCCGAAAGAAAUUUGUACGAUUGUCGAUCUUUGUAAGCCCGACACACGAAUACAAGAAUUUGUUGCAGAAUGUGCUAUUUGUCAAGCAAUUGUAACAACUGUUGAGAAGCUUUUAGUCGAUCCGAAAACUGGUGAAAACAUUGAAGAAGUUAUGACAAAAGUUUGCAAGUACUUGCCAACAACUGAACGAGGCAAAUGUACAAUGCUAAUGGAAAUUUAUGAACAAAGUUUCAUCGACAUUAUCAAAGCACAUGGAGAUACAAGAAAAAUCUGCAGUAAACUCUCUCUCUGCUCUUCCAAUGAUUUUCUUGUUAGGCUAGUUAAAAGUGGCAGAAAUAGGCGACAAGUGGAUGAUAAAAAUCUUGGAACAAAGCCCUGCACUUGGGGAAUAUCCUACUGGUGUGUAGAUGACAAAACAGCCGAGGAGUGCAAGGCAACUGAACUGUGCAAAAAGAAGGGCAUCCUUCCCGACGCUUCAUCAACCACCAUCAAGGCUGCUGAAACCGAAACUCGCGAUGUUGCAUCCGAAGCAGAACAGUCUGUAUCUCAAGACGCGGCAGAUUCCUCCUCUAAUUCGUCAUAAGGAAAAUAAUUAACUUUCCUAAAGUACAUGAAAAGAAAUUUUGUACAGCAAUUUUUACUAAUAUUGUAACGGCUGUACAUUGCGGAACAUUGCUAUAAUCAUUACUCCUUUUGCAUCUUUUAACCUUUUAUUACUAAUAAUUUUUAUAUUUCAUUGCAAACUCGGAGUUUCUCCACGAUUUGUCGCGCUUAAAUUUAGAUGUUUCGAUAUGGCGCGUGCAAUUAUAUGCAUAAUUUUUCAGAUUAUUAUAUAUUUAUACAAAAAAUUAUAAUUAACUGAGAAUGCAUGUUAAAAAAAAUGAACAAAAGGAACGAACAAAUACAUUCGUAAGCUGUUGAUUUGUUGCUUGGAGAAAUUUGUUAAUUUUACUAGAGAUUCAUGACAUUAAGUAAGUGUCAACAGUGGCGUUUAAACGCUUGUGGUAAAAUGCAAUGUGAUGCUGGAGUUUACUCUUAUAUUUUUAUUAUAAAAUACAUUAUCAAAUAUGAUUUUAAUUUUUGAUGUUUAUCAUGAUUGCCUUAGUUAUAAGUUAACUGUGAUAAUGACAUUUGAAUAAAGCAAAACGCUUGGAGCAGUGUUUCUUUUUCUAUAAAAUAAAAUUUUACGGUGGAAUGGCUUA